AUGUCGACCCAAGAAGCGCAGAGCAUUCUCCUCACGCAUAGCCAUCCACAGCAAAGCUUCCGGCUGCUGGAGCUGUCUCCAGAGCUAGAGCAGCUACUGUCUUCCAAGGAUGCACCCGCAGAGCAGUUCCCGCAUUUGUUCGUCGGUUCCACUAACACCACCAGCUUCGAGCUCAAAUCCCCCUCGGCCGCUCUCGCCCAAGCCGUAGCCGACCCCAGCGCCCCGGAAUACGUCAACCUCUGCACCCAGACGCAGACCUACCGCAUUCUCCAGGUGCAGUCCUCGAACUCGAUCCACAUGCUGCAGCCAAGUCUCGGCCACAUCUCCAGGGCCGACAUCAAGGUCGUCGAAGAAGAGGCCGGCGAGACCGGCGCGCUGAAUCUCCCCGACAAGGCCAUGACGACGAUUGCAAAAUGCGCAUCGACGCUGGGGCUGCAUACCCCGUCGGGAGGGUUCUCGGCUAUCCCGUUCUUAGAGAAGAGUCUGCGGCUGUAUGAUCGGCGCAGCGACGACGACGAUGCUGACGAUGGGGAUGUUGCUAUGGGCGAUACUUCUUGCGGGGGUCAGAUGGGGUUAUUGGAGGUGCAGAGGUUGAGGGAGGGGGUUUGUGCUGAUAUCCCUGUGUCUACGGCACAGUGUGAAGAUGGUUGGACGGAGCUCUGUGCGUUUGUGCACAGGGAGCAGGACGAGGUCGCAUGCUGUCGGCCCUCGGCACGGACUCGCUUGAAUGUGUGGAAGCGUAUGGUCGAGGGCGCGAUCCUGCAGGGUAUCGAUCUGGAGAAACAGUUUCUGGUUGGCGAUCUGUGGAAGUCUGUUCUGGAUGACGAUGAUACUUCGGCGCUCCCGUUUCCUCGGAAUUUACUUGAGGCUGUGGUUAGGAGACUUUGUGCGUUGGAUCAGCGGCCGCCGCUGGCAGAUGAGAUGAAAUGGGCAAGUUUUGACAAACUCGACUGCACACGAUGGGUGGGCGAGACGUACUUGGCGGCUACAGCUCCUACACCGUCGUCCGCCAUUGGACGAAAUGAAUUUCUUCGCGCGUGGAAGGACUGCCUGCCCGAGUCGUGGAGGGGAGAGGCCGCUCUAUCCAAGCUAACAGAUGGUGCAUACAAGAGCCCUGAUCCCACAGCAAUACACUUUGUUGAAGCCUCGCAGCGACAACAGACAAGCAAAGCCGCAUCCGCUGGAUCUACUACGGCUAGCAAUGCCAAGGUUACCAGGAAUUGGCACGAGUUGCUCAAAAGCCGGCGCUGA
Penicillium alfredii is the source of this 1251-nucleotide messenger RNA. RefSeq names its product putative sister chromatid cohesion protein Dcc1. The transcript is spliced from 4 exons. The record is from RefSeq and is a predicted model, not a curated record. Gene Ontology annotation, biological process: maintenance of mitotic sister chromatid cohesion; mitotic sister chromatid cohesion. Bases 1 to 1251 code for a protein of 416 amino acids. Gene Ontology annotation, cellular component: chromosome, centromeric region; Ctf18 RFC-like complex; chromatin. Lineage: Eukaryota; Fungi; Ascomycota; Eurotiomycetes; Eurotiales; Aspergillaceae.